Messenger RNA from Cryptomeria japonica (Japanese cedar), 531 nucleotides. RefSeq lists its product as uncharacterized. The transcript has a single exon. The record is from RefSeq and is a predicted model, not a curated record. The coding region runs from base 1 to 531 and encodes 176 amino acids. Gene Ontology annotation, molecular function: nucleic acid binding. NCBI's taxonomy places the organism in Eukaryota, Viridiplantae, Streptophyta, Pinopsida, Cupressales, Cupressaceae.
AUGAAAAAAAUAGUGAGUGAAAACUUUAAGGUUUGGCAUAAAAAAUUGUAUGAAGCCCUUUGGGCUGACCAUACAUCGCCAAAGAGGGCAAUUGGGAUGUCUCCAUUUGAACUGGUUUAUGGUGCAGGCGCUCAGGUAGCACUUCCUUUGGAGCUGGUAGCUACUAAGCUACAAACUGUCAUUGAAGACGCUUAUUUCCAUAAUUAUUUAGAAAAGUGGAUUAUGCACUUGAUGAGAAUUGAUGAAGAAAGGGAAAAACUAGUGGACCGGAUAACAGAACACCAGAUGAGGGUGAAGAGGAUAUUUUACAAGCGAGCAAGGCUGCGGAAGUUCAUGCUAGGUGAUCAGGUACUGCUCUGGGACAGAAGAAGAGAGCCCAAGGGAGCGCACGCCAAGUUUGAAUCACUCUGGAAAGGACCAUUCUUGAUUAAUGAGGUAAAAGGACCGAAUUCUUUCAAACUUGCAUAUCUGGAUGAUAUUGUUCUUCCUCUGAUCUAUAUUGGUCAAGAUUUGAAAUUAUAUCAAUUGUAA